Molecule: messenger RNA, 3718 nt
Organism: Cynocephalus volans (Philippine flying lemur)
Lineage: Eukaryota; Metazoa; Chordata; Mammalia; Dermoptera; Cynocephalidae
Gene: CCNF
Product: cyclin F
Biological process (GO): mitotic cell cycle phase transition; regulation of cyclin-dependent protein serine/threonine kinase activity
Cellular component (GO): centrosome; cytoplasm; cyclin-dependent protein kinase holoenzyme complex
Molecular function (GO): cyclin-dependent protein serine/threonine kinase regulator activity; protein binding
Source: RefSeq, a predicted model, not a curated record
CGCGCUCGCUUGCCGGCGGGCUCUGGGCGGCGGCGGGAGCGGGCGAUGGGCAGCGGCGGCGUGAUCCACUGUAGGUGUGCCAAGUGUUUCUGUUAUCCUACAAAGCGAAGAAUAAGAAGGAGACCCCGAAACCUAACCAUCUUGAGCCUCCCUGAAGAUGUGCUCUUUCACAUUUUGAAAUGGCUUUCGGUUCAGGACAUCCUUGCUAUCCGAGCUGUGCACUCCCACCUGAAGUACCUAGUGGAUAGCCAUGCCAGCGUGUGGGCGUGUGCCAGCUUCCAAGAGCUAUGGCCUUCACCAAAGAACCUGAAGCUCUUUGAAAGGGCUGCUGAAAAGGGAAAUUUUGAAGCUGCUGUGAAGCUGGGUGUCGCCUACCUCUACAAUGAAGGCUUGUCUGUGUCUGAUGAGGCCCGUGCAGAAGUGAAUGGCCUGAAGGCCUCUCACUUCUUCAGUCUCGCUGAGCGACUGAACAUGGGUGCCGCACCCUUCAUCUGGCUCUUCAUCCGCCCGCCGUGGUCGGUGUCGGGAAGCUGCUGCAAGGCCGUGGUUCAUGAGAGCCUCCGGGCAGAGUGCCAGCUGCACAGGACUCACAAAGCGUCCAUAUUGCACUGCUUGGGAAGAGUGCUGAGCCUUUUCGAGGAUGAAGAGAAAAAGCAACAGGCCCGUGACCUGUUUGAAGAGUCUGCUAAUCAGGGAUGUUUGACCAGCUCGUACCUCCUCUGGGAAAGUGACAGAAGGACGGAUAUGUCAGAUCCCGGACGAUGCCUCCACAGCUUCCGGAAACUCAGGGACUACGCCGCCAAAGGCUGCUGGGAAGCACAGCUGUCUUUAGCCAAAGCCUGUGCAAAUGGAAACCAGCUUGGACUAGACGCGAAAGCCUCCAGUGAGAUAGUCUGCCAGCUGUUUCAGGCAUCCCGAUCUGUCAGUAAGCAGCAGGUCUUCUCUGUGCAGAAGGGACUCAAUGACACGAUGAGGUACAUUCUGAUCGACUGGCUGGUAGAAGUCGCCACCAUGAAGGACUUCACGAGCCUGUGCCUUCACCUGACUGUGGAGUGUGUGGACCGCUACCUGCGGAGGAGGCUGGUGCCCCGGUACAGACUCCAGCUGCUGGGCAUUGCCUGCAUGGUCAUCUGUACCCGGUUCAUCAGUAAAGAGAUCCUGACGAUCCGCGAGGCCGUGUGGCUCACUGACAACACAUACAAGUAUGAGGACCUGGUGAGGAUGAUGGGCGAGAUCGUCUCUGCCUUGGAAGGAAAAAUUCGCAUCCCCACCGUGGUUGAUUACAAAGAGGUCCUGCUAACGCUGGUCCCUGUGGCACCAAGAACCCAGCACCUAUGCAGCUUCCUCUGUGAGCUCUCCCUGCUGCACACCAGCCUGUCCACUUACGCCCCAGCCUGCCUGGCUGCCGCGGCCCUGCUCCUGGCCAGACUGACACACGGGCAGACACAGCCCUGGACCGCUCGGCUGUGGGACCUCACCGGGUUCUCCUAUGACGACCUCGUGCCUUGUGUCUUGAGUCUACAUAAAAAGUGCUUUCAUGAUGACACCCCAAAGGACUACAGGCAAGUCUCCCUGACGGCCGUGAAGCAGCGAUUUGAGGACAAGCGCUAUGAGCAAAUCAGCCAGGAAGAGGUGCUGAGCUACAGCCAGCUGUGUGCAGCAUUAGGAGUGAAACAAGAGAGUCCAGAACCCCUGUCUUUCCCGAGCGCGGGGAAACUUCAGGCCUUCCUCAGCUCUCCCUCUGGGAGGAGGAGCAAACGGAAGCGAGAGAACAGCCUCCAGGAGGAUAGGGGCAGCUUCGUCACCACCCCCACCGCGGAGCUGUCUAGCCAGGAGGAGACGCUACUGGGCAGCUUCCUGGAUUGGAGCCUGGACUGCUGCUCCGGCUACGAGGGUGACCAGGAGAGUGAGGGCGAGAGGGAGGGUGAUGUGACGGCUCCCAGUGGUGUCCUUGAUGUCACCGUGGUCUACCUGAACCCAGAACAGCACUGCUGCCAGGAAUCGAGUGACGAGGAGGCCUGCCUGGAGGACAGGGGAUGCCGAGAUCCACAUACCCCAGCAUCAAGCACCCAAACAUCUCCAAUCCCAGUCCCUGAGCCCCCUCUCUCUGACAAGAGGGAGCCAGGCAAGGACAUCACAACCUCAGGGUACUCGUCUGUCAGCAGCAUUAGUCCUGUAAGCUCCGUUGACAGUGGCUCAGGGGGCCCUCCCCAGUCUACCUCAGUGCUGUCCCUGGGCAGCGACUCAGACACACAGCCUUGCCACCACCAGGCCAGGAAGUCUCUGAGCCCCCCAGAGAGCAGUGUUCCCUGGCCUCAGGUGAAGCAAACCCUGUCUGUGCACAGUGGGGAGGAGGACGUGAACUUGGGCUUCCUUUAGCUGUGAGUGUGUGGGCAUGUCUGCUGCAGUGAAUGUUUACUGGGAGAGGGCUGCUGUUGCGCUAGCCUGGGCGGGGGCACUGCACACGAAUGCUGUGUAGACCCUGGUGGCUGUCACACAGAGUAGAGGGGGUUACUCAAGGGCACCAAGUUUCUCUCUCCAGGGGAAUUACACGUGAGCCUUCAGAAUGAAAAGCUGAGAUCCUUCUCUUUGGAAACUUGAGCCUCAAAACAAUCAUGCCACACUGUGGGAAGCCUAUCCACUCUGUCAUCUCCCAUGUCCUGCUGUCUCUGGAAGCUUAAUCCUGGGUGUGUCCUCGUCUUCCCAAUCCCCACUAAGCUUCAUGCCAGGAGCCCACAGCUUUCAUGCCUAGAAAAUGUGUGAUGUGGGGAGCCUCAUCUGUCUGGGUUUGGGCUCCAGCUGGGAGCUAACAGCUCUGAGCACACCCCCAUCCCCUCACCCACCUCUGCCUGUGUGGGGCAUCCACUCCCUUCUGGGAGAUGGGUCUAAUGGUGAGAGAGCCUGUGUCCUUGCAUUUCAACGUGAACCGUGGUGUGACUGCCGGGCAUGGGGGCCCUGAUGCCUUGGCCACAGCCUCCCUUCCUCGUCUGGCACUCUCAGCUCAUUUUAGAAAUCUGUUCCUCCUGGAAUGGUUUGUGUCCCUUUCGAUGGUGUCCAUAUGAACAUCUCUUUUUGCACUGGGCCAUUCUUGUCUAUACUUCUAGAUUUUCUCUCCUAAGAUAAAAAGAAAAAUUAAAAAUAGAAGGCACUAAAUCUAAAAAGAAAAAACGAGAUUACCAACACUAUUUGGGAUCACCUGAAAAAAUCUGACUCCAAGCCCUCAAUGCUAUCCUGACACUUUUCAUGCAAAAAGAAUUUUCCCAGAGGUUAGCCAAAAAGAAAAAGUUUUCUAAGUCAAUUGUAACAUCCGGGGUGAGCAGAGUAACCAGUAGGACUUGCCCUUCACAGAUCACUGGAUCCCCCAGGAUUCCUGUGGGAAUAGAUCCUCAGAGGCAGCAGUCAAAACACCCGCUUGCCCUUCUGUGAUGCUUUUGUUUCCUCUUGAAAUGUAAGAAAGAACCACUUGGCCAGAAGUGUCUCCCAAACGCUCUUGAACCAGAAGUGCAGGGAUAUGGAGAUGUUAACUCAGUGGCUGCUUUUCUGUGUGCUUGCUGCAUGCGUGUGGAUGUCCCCGUGGCAGCUGUCUUUUCGCUACUGUGAGAGAAUUUGGGCUACCCUGCGUGGGGCAUGGUUGGGGUGACGAGAGCCCAAGAGUUGGAACUGUAGAUCUGUCCUGUUGACUUUGCCCCUGGGCAUGUGUGAGCCUCAGUUUCCUCAU